AUGGGAAAUGAUCAGCCUGUAUCUGCCUCUACAUCAGAAAUAGAAGCAAGACCAUCAAAAGUAUCAAAGGCCAGAAAGAAAGCUGCCCAGAAAAAAACCAACAGGAAAAGCCAUGCAGAUACACGCAGGGUGCAGGACCAUGAUCAGGCUCUUCCAGGGAGGAAAAGAACGUUAGCUUCAGUUUGUAAACAAUGGCAACAAAAACCUUUUAAAUGUCAGGAGUGUGGGAGAGGCUUCAGAGUUCCUUCUGAGCUUGCUAGGCACCAUAGAGUUCACACCAGAGAGAAGCCUUUUUCAUGUCAGCAGUGUGACCGUAGCUGCAGGUGGAAGUCAGAUCUCAAAAUCCAUAUCCUGUCACACCAAGGAAUAAAGCUAUAUAAGUGCUCUUGGUGCCAGAAAAGCUUUACUCAUAACACAAACUUACAUACACACCAAAGAAUUCAUACAGGAGAGAAACCCUUUAAGUGUCUGGAAUGUGGGAAAGCAUUCACUCAGAAAUCUCACCUCCUUAACCACCAGGUAGUCCACACUGCUGAGCAGCCCUAUGCAUGUAGCCUGUGUGAGAGAAAGUUUAACAGGAAGUCAAGCCUUCUCAGACACCAGAACAUACAUGGUCAGGUAAACAGCUAGAGCUGUCAGUCAGAGGGAAAUCAGCACAGAGCAGUGACAGACUGUAGAGAAGAUUAGGAGUUUCCCAGUAAGCAUCUGUUAUGAAAAGGAAAUUUGGGAGAGCUGUGUUUUGUAGCACAGAAAGGAAUCUGCAUUGC
Messenger RNA from Peromyscus eremicus (cactus mouse), 767 nucleotides. RefSeq names its product zinc finger protein 75D-like. The record is from RefSeq and is a predicted model, not a curated record. NCBI's taxonomy places the organism in Eukaryota, Metazoa, Chordata, Mammalia, Rodentia, Cricetidae.